ACUAAACAGCUGAGUAUUAAUCAAAAGAAGAAAAAAAAGAAAACAAAACCAAAUUUUCCUGAUUGCGAAAACUAAUUAUUUGUGCAUUAGUCGAUCCAUCAUAAUUGAUACUGUUUAAGAUAUAAAGUGAAUCAAAACUGCUCCACCCAUACCAAUGAAAAAAUAAUGUGAUAAUACUCCAAAGAUAGAUAAAAGAUAAAAUUCCAAAAAUCCUACAAACGAAACAAUGGAUGGAGGUGAAAUGGAGGAGCUACCGUUUUUUAUAUUUUUUAAAGGCUCUCGUGUCUCCAUCGAUUGGAGAGAGAAUGAUGAUACGAAAACCACCAUGACACCACCGUCUAUGCCUUCCAAUGGAAUUCGUCGCAUAUGUUCUAUAACGCCACAGUAUUUUCUCUUGUUGCUAAACAACAAUUGGUUGUACGAGGCCAGGUUUGAUCAAGGGCAAAUGAAACUACGACUUAAAUUUAUACGGGGAUCUGUCCAAGAUGUUCAGUAUUGUAGGGAAAUGAGUGCUGUCUACUUGGUGUUGGAGAAUGGUGCUGUAGUUACACAAGUCUUGCAUGAAAGUCGACAUAUGGAGUUGGUCGUCUCCAAUGAAAGACAAUGGCAGGCAAUAACUUUUGAUCCUUUGGAGUUGUCUGAAGAAGGCGUUUGUAUAAAACGUGUGUGUUGCUCUGCAACGGGCACAAUCUUUGUGUCUGACAGAUGUGAUAUUUAUGCUUUGGGCAAUUGUGGAGUUCAUUUUUCGGUGGACAGCCAUCAGCCCAUAUUGCUUCGUUGCUUUAAAAAUCCCAUGGAAAUUGUGGACUUAAAUGCGGGCGAUAAUUUUUUUGUAUUUCUGGUGAGGAGAAAGAAAGAAAUACCAAAGGAAAUACUAACAGUUCGAGAAUAUGGCGAACUGCCAGAUCUUAUUUGCUCAGAAACCAACAAUACACCACAACGAAAUAGUGUUGAAUUGUCUUCUUCAUCCUUGAACUCAUCUCUGUCAAAUAACUCCGAAAACAAUAUACAACGCUUACUUAAUCUCGGCCAAACACUUUUGAAUACCGAGAUUUACACUAUGGGCUCUCUAAAUAAGGGCCUGCUGGGCACGGGAGAUCAUAUUAAACGUGACAACAUAGUGGCAUUAGAUAAACUUAAAGAAAUUGGUGUCUGUAGCCUGGCUACGGGCAGAGAUCAUACUGUGGUAAGAACUAUUGAUGGCACCUUUUACCACUGGGGCCUUAAUUCCCAGCAGCAGCUGACAACAAAAUCUCAAGUUUAUGAGUUGAGUAGUCCGACAGAAUUCAAUGUUAACUAUGGCAAUCUGCAAGAAGAUCAGGUUAAUAUUCUGGAAGCCUGCUGUGGCGAUUACAGAACAGUUCUAUUGAAUACUCGUGGUGAACUUUUCGAAGGCGCCAAACUGUUAUUGCACCACGAGAAGGAUUUUGUUACCCUACAAAUGAAGGAUAUGUCAAAGCAAUCUUUUCCCUUGCUGCUGGCGAGUUCAAACCUAACAAUAUACAAUCGCAGAAAGUUCAAAAGAGAGUUCUGCAUGGUACACCAUCUAUUACAGACGCAAACUAAAACUAUGCUAAGCUAUCACAAGAGCGUUAUAUACAUCCAGAGAGUAACUCAAAAGGUAUUGUUGAAGGAUAUGCAACAUAUAUGCGAUCAAUGGGAAAGUGUGCUGUACAUAGUGGUGGCUAUGCUAAACUCUUUGGAACAAUUAUAUCGCUCAGAUUAUGAUGAUUAUUCUCAACUAUUAAUUGUUGUGUACUUCCGAGAGUAUUUAGAGAUUUUUGAAAAUUAUGCAAAAAGUUUUUGUGAUAUGGACUCCAUUGAUGGCUUCUCGGCAAUGCAGAAAAUGUUUCAACAAACUCAAAGUCCCUCCAUGCAGACACAAAGAACAUCUACAUCAUCCACAUCGUCCUUAUUCGAGGGUAGUAAGGAAGAAUUUUUGAAAAUGUUCAAAUCUCCUCUACAGUUUUUGCCGCUGGUUACCCAACUUUUGGAGACAAUUCAAAAGAAUCAUGGCAAUUAUAAUGUGGAGUUGACUUCUUGGCUGGAAUUUGUACGCUCUAACCGCAAAGACAUGGAAUUGGCUGAAUACACUCGAGAUUUUUGGCAAAGCAAUCAGAAAAAUUCCAAAAUUAUUCAUUUCAAACGAAAGGAAAGGCGUGUGAUAUUAAGUUCCACCACUGUGCCCAUAGGGCCCCACACAUUUAGAAGCACCCCGUUCUUUAUUCUCUUUUCUGAUUGCCUGUGUCAGGUGGGAAACCACAUAGUCACAUUUCCCUUGGACGCCAUGUGGUUGAAGAAGGAAGGAGAUUGUGGCAUUACCAUAAAAACCCCUGAAAAGAUAUUCACCUUAUUGGCCAAAAAUCAAUACGACAAAGAUCUUUGGUAUGAUCAAUUGGAGUCCUCAAUAAAAAGCAUUUUACAACUAACAGAAAAAUCCAAGAUUCCCGAGGUACGUUCUAUACAAUACACCUUCUCUAUUCAUUCCAAAUAUUCGGGAGCCAGUGUAAAGGGCAAUUUCUCCAAUGGUGUAAUGCAUGGCAAAUGUGUAUUGAAAUAUCCCAAUGGAAAAUUCUAUUCCGGCGAUGUUAUUCAUGGAGUCAUUGAAGGAUAUGGUUUGAUGUUCUUACCCAAAGUUGGUGUUUAUAAGGGACACUUUAAAAACGGAGAGUUUUGUGGAAAUGGAACUCUUCAAAUGCGUGAAAAGGAAAAAUACGAAGGCAAUUUUCGUGACGGUAAAUUUAAUGGUCAUGGCUAUUUACAAACCCCCGAGUAUAUCUAUGUGGGCGAUUUUCGAGAUAAUCUCAAAUGGGGCUAUGGCGUACUGGAUAGAUUGGCAACUGGUGACAAGCACAUUGGUAUGUUUGCUGAUAAUAAGAAAGUUGGCCCUGGCAUCUGCAUAACCGCAAUGGGAAAUUAUUUUGAGGGUCUCUAUGCAAAUGAUGAAUUGACGGGAAAAACAGUGGUCAUAUUUCCUAAUCAGUUUUACUAUGAAGGCGAAUCUGGACUAAAUGGGCCAAACGGUUUGGGCAAAUACUAUAUGCCCAAAGAAGAAUCGAUGGAAACAAAUCUUUUUACAAAUGGAGAAGAUACAGUCAGUGGAAAUAUUUUAAGUGGUCAGCUAACUGGAACUUGGGAAAAUGUGAAAAUUAGCUCCGGAUCUAUGGAAAUAAAUGUACAAUUUCCCAGAUAUCCAAGCUCAUUUGGUAGCCACAUUGUCAAUAAUUCUCAAAAAUGGGCCAAUUUAUUUAAAGAUUUCGAGAUUGAAAUUUUUGAUGAUCUAGCUCAUGCAACAAGUAUUUCGAAAGCUAUAACAUUUGCCCUUUGGAAUCGUGUUAUAUCUUUCAUAACGAAGCAACAUGAAAUCGAAAAUGAGAAAAAACCUGAUUUUGAUAUAAUGAACUCGGGUACACCUCCAUCAACAUCGAAUAGUUACAGAAGAGACUGGAGUGUAACGUCAUUUGAUAAUGAUAAGCUAAGUUUAAAUUCGUCUUCGUUUGUUGGUGAACAACAAACAGAGCUCAAUAAAUCUCAUUCCCAAUCGGAUGAUAUGCUGUUAAAUGGUUGGGAGGUCCAUAAGUUUGAUUUGCUAAGUACAUUUGGGAACAAGUUCAAGCGUUUGAAUGCCGAGGAUACCGAGAAUAAUUCUACAUUCCCUAGUUUAAUGGCCAUUAUGGAGAAUUGCAGCACCACCACUGAUACUUUUAAUGAUAGUGCUUUGAGUAAUUGUGAUAUGUUGGACGAUUGUAUCUCAUUGCAAGCUGAAAUGGAAUUGAUACCGCCCUUUGGAUUUUCCGAACUAACCGAGGAGGAUCUAGUCGCCAUUAAGGCCUAUCUAAAGGAUGCAUUCCGUUAUCGUUACCACCCACUGAAACAUUUAAAUGAUCGCAUUACCUAUGCUUUUUAUCGUUCUUAUGGCUGUUGGAAAAUCAAACCAACACCUCUUUUGGCCAAACAGGCCAUGCGCGAGUGGGAAUCAAUAUCCCAGCGCAUGUAUACAUUUAUCCGUCGUCUAUUUCCUGCCUUACCCGAAGAUUAUACAAUGAUUGGCGAGCAAAGGGAGUUUGUCUCCCAUAUCACACUGUUGUACCCCAUAGUAUUAUCUGAGAACAUUUACUCAAUGCUAUUUGUGCUGUAUGCUAAUCAGUAUAGCGAAAAAGAUGAAUUAUACAGGCAAAAUCUGAUACGUGCCGAAAAGCUAACGGAUGAGAUGUUGGUGGAUCGUUUGGAGUUUGAUAGUGAUGUAUUGGCAGUAAUUAAGACACCUCAAUUUGCUGAAGCUGUAAAAAGGCUAAAUGAACUAAAGGAGAAAUACAGUCCCAUGGCAAUGCUAACUGUGAUAGAAAACUGUAUGGAACAAUUAACCCAUGCGUAUCAGCAAAUCUCCAGAGAUAAUCAAAGAAGCCUGAAUGCCGAUCUUAUAAUGCCUCUAACUUUGGUUUUAUUGCUGCGGGCAGGAAUUCACCAUUUAGGGGCCGAAUUGGCAUUACUGGAUGAUUUGACCGAUAGUCAAAAUUUUCAAUUCGAAAUGAACGGCAUACGAGGUUAUUGCUUGACCACUCUUAAGGCAUCGUAUGAACAUCUUACAAAUAAAUCGUUGUUUGAGAAAAAUAAUUAGUGGCACCUUAGUUGUUGUUGUUGUAGCAGUGUGUUGUACACUGAGGCGGCAGCCCUUGCCGAUGAAGGACUUCAUCGGGUAAAACCGGUACGUACAACCGGCUGCCUUGGGAUUGAGUGGCACCUUAUUAAUAAAUACAAGAUAAUAUUUCAAAGUAACAACAUAUAUACAUAUGUAUGUGUGUAACUACAACUAUAAACUAAAAUUGGUUUAAUCUAAAGAAAAAAGAAUAUUAGUCUAAAAGUAUAUCAACUUGAAAAAUGCAUAAGGGGUUGUAAAAUUAAUUUUCAAAUGUCCUCACGGGGAAAACAUAUUUUUAUAGAAUUUUUAAUUUUAACCACUUGUAGACACCUUAACUUUUAUUUAAAAUUUUAAAUAAGUUUUUUUUUUUAUUUUAAACAGCUUUUUGAAAUUCAUAUAUAUCUCCCUUGUGCAUUUGUUAUGGUGAUAUGUAUUUAUGUUAUAUAUAUAAUUUUACACAUUUCAGUUCCAAAGAAUUGGCUGCUUACACCAGCUUUUUGACAUGGUGUAAAUAAGUAACUCGUUUAUUGUUUUUAUUUGGAUUUUUUUUUAUAAUAAAACAUGAUUGAUGCAGAAA
This is a messenger RNA of Stomoxys calcitrans (stable fly), 5216 nucleotides long. RefSeq names its product alsin homolog (gene Als2). The transcript is spliced from 8 exons. The coding region runs from base 227 to 4618 and encodes 1463 amino acids. The record is from RefSeq and is a predicted model, not a curated record. Lineage: Eukaryota; Metazoa; Arthropoda; Insecta; Diptera; Muscidae.